AGUAGUUUGUGAGUCAGAAACUGUUUCUGGGUGGAGUCGGGAUCGCUCUCCACUCUGGCCCGUUUAACACAUUCCUGUCUGGCUGGAAUGCAGUGAAGGGAGUAAAACACCAAAACAAAUCCUCCAGUCGGGCCUGUUCGACUGGCUUGGUCUGUCGAAUCAUGUUUUAAACCAGUGGACAUUAAAACGGCAGAUGGCUUGGUCGCAGAUUCAACCACCAUCUCACCCCAAAGGUCAGAGGGCAGCUGGACUGGAAGAGAAGGGAGGCUGGGAGUGGACCAGUAAACCGAUGAGGGAGGAGAGGGAGGAUGGCGAGAGAGCAGCAGCAGACAACCAGCAACAAUGGACGACUCUCAAUAGUUUAAUAGAAAUCCUAAGUGAAGCUCAGCCCGGAGGCAAGUUUUGGUCCCAGACUCUGAAAACUUUCUGCUGCUUCGCCCCGGUGGCUGCAGUGUGGUUUGCCUGCCAGCUGGAGGCGCUGCCGGGCCCCGCUCUGCCGGAGGAGGACGCAUGCUGCAGGCUGCUGUUACUGUGUUUACUGUGGGCAGUUCUGGCUGGAAGUAUUUACGCUCUGAAAGGCUGUCUGCAGCCAGAACCGAACAGGCAGGAACCUCCACAGAGGAAACAGCAGCUGGUUGAGCCUGAAAUCAGCAAAAAUCUGUACUCAUGCCCGCUCUCCGGGCCGCCCCCGGUUUGGACCCCGGAGGCCUCGGUUCCUCUGACCCGGGCCCUGACCGACAGUCUGCUGCUGUGUGUGCUCCAGGAGCCGCUGCAGGACCCCGCCGUGUCCCACAUCGAGGCUCUCCGCUCCAGGCUGCAGGCGGUGGCUGUCACCCUGUAUAAGGUGAACUUUGGCCCGGAGGCGACGCUGGAGGAGGCGGGCCGAGGCUCCGCGCUGACGGACAAACUGAAGCUGCUCUGCGCCUACCUACAGCAGAGGACGGCAUCCCUCCAGGUUCUGGUCCAGGUCCAGAGCGACUUUGAGUCCAGCGUUGAGGACUUGCUGCAGGGUCUGGACGGGCUCUGGACCCAGCUGGAGGAGCUGCACACUGGAGUGACACUCACCAAAAACGACAGCCAGGGCAGCAGAGACCUGACUUUGGUUCAGGAAGACGCCGAGAGCUUGGUGUCAGUGUUGGCUCAGUACCGGACCAAACUGCACUCCUGUCAGGCUCACCUGAAAGGCUGCACACAGCUCCUACAGGAACUAACCUGGAGUCACGCUCACAUCAGUACCAAGGUGAACAGCAGCUGCGAGUCCGUCUGGGCCGAGUUUUUGCUUCAGUCCAACAUCGAACAGUUUGACAAAGUUCAGGAGAAUUUCAGCUCUCUGGAGCAGCAGACUGCCACCUUUAAGACCCACCUGGAGGGACUUGGAAUAGACCAUCAGGAUGAACCUGUCGGGCCGCUCGCUGCUGCUAACAGAACUGAUGCGGUUCCCUCCCUGCCAAACCCCCUUCAUAUUGUGGAUUUGCCUCUGAGGACCUCAACCCCCAUAGGAACGAAGAAAUACUCCCAUUUAUCGCUGCGCGAGAGGUCGGCACUCAAGUUCUCCUCCACGAUGGGAUGCUUACCCAAACCUGGAAGGAAGAAAUGAUUUUAUUUACCUGAAAGAUUCAGGUUUCAUAAUUAGAACUGCUUUAAUUUAUAAAAUGUUUUGCAGAUGUUGAUCAUCUGCUGAAUGCCUCUGAAUUAAGUAUUUAUUUUUAUUUGUUUACUUUGUACAGGAUGCAGCUUGUGUAUAUUUCCAUCUAUAACUCAGCUUCAGUGAUGUCAGCUUAUCAGCAGGUGCAGAGAAUGUUUUGAACACUAGAGGGCAGACUUACACCGGAUGUUACAACAAUGCACGGCUUUGUUCUGGGACAGUCAGCAUUUCUUCAAGACUAAAGCGGAAAAAGCUUUGAUUAAUUCUUUUUAAAAAUUAAAAAAAAGAAAAUGCUAUUUGCUGAUUUACUCUAAAAACACAGAAUGAGUU
Messenger RNA from Xiphophorus maculatus (southern platyfish), 1975 nucleotides. RefSeq lists its product as uncharacterized. The coding region runs from base 194 to 1597 and encodes 467 amino acids. The transcript has 9 exons. The record is from RefSeq and is a predicted model, not a curated record. NCBI's taxonomy places the organism in Eukaryota, Metazoa, Chordata, Actinopteri, Cyprinodontiformes, Poeciliidae.